GUGAGCAUGAGUCGAGCAAGCGCUAAUAGCAGGAUCAGAUACCUCGCGCGCCCCGAGGACGAAACACAGACGGCAGCGGCGUGGAUUCACUCCACGGAGGACGUGAUUGCGCGCGCCUUUGAGAUUGCUUACGAUGCCGUUCACGCGCAUGUCAACAAUGACGAUGUCAAAGCCAGGUUCAUACAUGCAAACGUGCGCCCCUUCGUCCGCGCCGCCAUCAAUACCCUGUUUGAGCCCGUAAACGACAUCGCCAACGAGCUCCCCCGCGACGACUGCGAGUUCCACGACUCCUGGGUUGACCGGUACUUUCCCGACCCUGACAACCUUCCCCCCGUUCCCAGGACCCCGCGAGAGCUCGACUGUGACUGGCCUCAGUUUAGCGAUGAGACGGUAGAGGACUUCCGAAUCCGUCAUGCCGCGCAUCUUACUCAAACUGUCGUCCCGAUCCCUAUCCCUAUCCGCCCCCAGACGCUCGAGGCUCGCGGCUUGACACGGGACAGCUGGUCAUAGAGGCCGCACAGGUGCCUUCGCCUUCAUACACAAUGUAACCCGCUGCAUGCU
This is a messenger RNA of Cutaneotrichosporon oleaginosum, 561 nucleotides long. RefSeq lists its product as uncharacterized. The record is from RefSeq and is a predicted model, not a curated record. NCBI's taxonomy places the organism in Eukaryota, Fungi, Basidiomycota, Tremellomycetes, Trichosporonales, Trichosporonaceae.